Messenger RNA from Histoplasma capsulatum G186AR, 2164 nucleotides. RefSeq lists its product as uncharacterized. Lineage: Eukaryota; Fungi; Ascomycota; Eurotiomycetes; Onygenales; Ajellomycetaceae. Gene Ontology annotation, molecular function: histone H2AQ104 methyltransferase activity; RNA binding; rRNA methyltransferase activity. Bases 1 to 1899 code for a protein of 632 amino acids. Gene Ontology annotation, biological process: box C/D sno(s)RNA 3'-end processing; rRNA methylation. Gene Ontology annotation, cellular component: box C/D methylation guide snoRNP complex; small-subunit processome. The transcript is spliced from 4 exons. The record is from RefSeq and is a predicted model, not a curated record.
AUGGCGACUCCGAUGGUGGGCGGGCCCUUGCGCAGCGAGGGCCGAAAAUCCACAUAUACAACCACGGCACUCAAGCGAUGGUCAUGCCAAAGUGCCGACGAACUACCUGUAUUCUCGAGUCCCCUUCCUAACCCUCAGCUAUGGAAUGGCCCGACGAUUGGCUUUCUUUCUACCUACGAAUGUUUUGCCAAUGGAGGUUGGUGGCAUGACCCCAACAUCCUUGCAGCGACCGGACAGGGGAUGGAAAUUGAGGAACGUAAAGCGUGGAAAGGAUGGUGGAAUGAGCAAAUAGUACAAUUGGUGGAACUCAGCAUGCAGCAAAAGGAUGCGCUUACUGUUCUGCUCACUGGGCGAGCAGAGGGUCCAUUCGAAAACAUCAUCAAACGGAUGAUCAAGAGCAGAAAACUAGUGUUUGAUCUAGUCUGCCUGAAACCUGAAGUCGGUCCCAAUAGCCAGCGGUUCUCUUCGACCAUGAACUUCAAGCAAACUUUUCUGGAAGAUCUGGUUACCACCUACAAACAUGCCGAUGAGAUCCGAGUUUACGAAGAUCGCGUUAAGCAUGUUAAAGGCUUCCGCGAGUAUUUUGAAAAACUCAACCGAGCUUUACAACCCGGGCCACCCUCUGCUCCACGCAAACCUAUCAAUGCCGAAGUUAUUCAAGUUGCUGAGGAGGCUGCUUUCCUCCCUCCAGUCACCGAAGCUGCUGAGGUUCAACGGAUGAUCAACUCCCAUAACAAGAUUCUAACCUCAACGUCUGGUAAUACUACCAAGUCACCUUACGGGCGACUAAGAAUUAAGCGCACAAUCUUUUUCACAGCAUAUCUUCUGUCCAACACAGAUUCCUCUCGUAUCAUCACUUAUGUUUUAAAUCCAUUGAUACCCCCGAAUAUGUCUGAUUCGACUGAGAUUAAAUACUUAGCCAAUGCAAUCCUGAUCACUCCUCGCCCACCAUCAAAGUCUAUCAUUGAUAGAGUAGGCGGAAUGGGGAAAACAGUGCGCUGGCGAAUCACCGAUACAGGAGUUUUUGAAAACAAACUCUGGGCCGCUAAAGUGACGCCAGUUCUGGACUCGGAAAUCAUUUACACCGAAAACCCAGAACCGAUCAUGGUCCUUGCCAUGCGCAAGAGCGCACGACCCACGGACGCUGGCCGGAUCCGUAACUGGCAACCCGUCAUAGAGGAUAACGCCCUCGUCUUCGACGCAACUGUCGGACAAAAAAUGGCGUUGAUGAUCGAAGAGGAACACCCGGGCGACGGUGAGUGGGAGACGCUACCGAAAAGCAACAAUAAGCGCAGGCUUGCCCAGCAGAAUCUUCGGGAAGAUGAAGGCGCGCCGCUGCCGGCGUACUUACGGGAGGGAGAUGGCAAUAACAGGGCAACUAGUCCAAAUACUUCUAACUAUGCGAACGCGAGUAUGGCUCCUUCCAGCAUGCGGGACCGCGAGCUUGGAUCGCGUAAUUACCCGCCACACCCCCAUCCCCAUACACAUUCGCAGACACAUCCUCAUGCACCACAUGGACCUGGUGAUGCUCAUCGAGAAUACUCACCUUAUCACAGCCGGAACAAUCCCCCCUAUCCACGCCAUCCUGGCGAGGGCGGGGGCGGCGGCAGCGGUGCAGGCGGAGGUAGAUAUUACGGAGACGAAGGUGGACCGCCUCCUCGUCGCGGUGGCGGUGCGGGUGCUAAUUAUCGGGGAAGUCGCGGACGUGGACGAGGAGGGCGGGGCCGGGGACGUAGCCGUGGAGGAGGUGGCCGAGAUGGUGCCUCUGGUUCCCAUCAGUACCGUUCACUGGAUGAUCAUGUCGCGGGCGGUUCUGGCAGUGGAGGUGGGUACGAGGGACCGGGGACCGGGGAUGAGAGGGGUUACAGAGGGGGUGGGGGUCCUGUUAUGAAUUAUUGAUAUAUUCGGUUAUCAGUUGUUCCUAAAUUUUAAGAGGUUUGUUUUGCGUUUCCUCUUUCUUUUUUUUUCUUUUCACUUUUUCAUCUCCUUUAUACAUUCCUAUGGACGGCUCUUGCUAGGCUUUUUUUUUUCUUUUCUUAUACGUUUGGCAUCUCCGUGUUUAAAUACUACAGCAUCUUUUUAAUUUCAGCUUAAAUUUUUUUUUCUUUUUCCCCUCUAAAUUGAGGAUGAGCUUGUAUGGAAUAAUGAAUCUCAUUUUUCUCAG